This is a messenger RNA of Aspergillus ibericus CBS 121593, 459 nucleotides long. RefSeq lists its product as uncharacterized. The record is from RefSeq and is a predicted model, not a curated record. Bases 1 to 375 code for a protein of 124 amino acids. Lineage: Eukaryota; Fungi; Ascomycota; Eurotiomycetes; Eurotiales; Aspergillaceae. The transcript is spliced from 5 exons.
AUGUCUGGCAAGCCAAUAGCCAUAAGGAUGUCCCGAACAUUAUAUGCGGCAUUUUACUUGCAGUCCCAGGCUAUUUACCUCUUUGAAGCAGCACUACUUGUGCAAUCCACCAUUGGAGGACAUUCCCGUUCCGAUGAUUAUGAGAAGCCUAUUGUGUCUAAGGAUACAGAGACAUAUUCGGUCAGUGUGUAUUCAGCUCCUAAUGACCCAAACAAGCCUCAAACCUCUGCAACGAAAGAUGCCACCUCCGACGACCCCGGGGAGUCUCUAGUUAUGGUUUCGGCUUCCGGUGAGGUACGAGACGAAAUCCGAUCGAUUGUGCGUGAUUAUUUGGACCACCAUGUGAGAAUGCUGGAGCUUGAGUUUCAGCCCUAGAGUGCUUUCAUGGAUGGAGCUGUUUGGAAGGGGGCUGGGUAAUUGAGGGGAUAAGCAUUGGCAAUCUGUGUGCAGUUUAUAUAU